Molecule: messenger RNA, 3785 nt
Organism: Urocitellus parryii (Arctic ground squirrel)
Lineage: Eukaryota; Metazoa; Chordata; Mammalia; Rodentia; Sciuridae
Source: RefSeq, a predicted model, not a curated record
UUCUCUGGUGCAGGCGCUCCUCCUGCUGCCCCGCCCAGUAGGUUCGUUCGCACCGCUUCUUGCACACCCUUUCUCCCUCCUCCUUCUCCUCGCCCCGCCUUCCCUCCUCUUCUCCUCAGUCCCUCUAGUUCUUUCCCCGCCUCACCACCUUCCACGAUCUCGCGAGACUUGGCCCAGAACAUUGCGGAUCGGGUCGGCGCCAUUUUGGGACUGAGACUGGUUGUGGGGGAGGGAAAAGCGGCAAAAGGGGAUUAUUCAAAGUACCGAAAACCUCCUCCCGGGAUCGAGYGCAGCGGCACCCCCAGGCCAGGGACACCUCUGGUGGGGCAGAAGGUGAUUGAAUUAUUCAGAUAUGAAGAUCAUCUUCUAGGUUUUGUGUAAAAGGCCCCGGAUAUUUCAAGUGGCCAUUUUGGAAUUACAAUGUUUUUGGAUAAUUUUGCCCCUGAAGUUUAUUAAAAUUGGCAAGAAUCAUCUCUGAAGUGAAUUGAUAGUAGUGAACAGAUUCUACAAACUACUUAAAAAGAGACCCAGGCAUUUCUUCAGUAUUUUGGUUCAAACGGAUUAUAUAACUGGUUAAAAGUAUUUCAGCUGGUGAUAUUUUUGCCCCCCCCACCCCCAUCCUGUUGUUGUUCUUCAGCCAAACUGUAAGAUAUGUUUGAUUUGUGUACUGAGUAGUUUCAGCAGCUACAAAUUACUGUUUUGAGUAUUGCUAAAGUUUCAUGGCAGUUUAUUUUUACCUUUAUUAAAACUUUUAGGAAUUUUUGACCUCAGCCCUUUUCAUGUCACAAUGGGACAGCUUUUCUAAAUGAAGACAUUGAAAGAAUACAGAGUUUUUUUCUUUUUAUCUUUUACUUACGUGGAAAUUUAAGAUGUUGCAGUUUUCCACCAGCAUGGUAGUAUUGAGAUAGCUAUUUGUGUCUUUUUAUGUGCUGAUGUUUAGGAAUACUCUUCAGAUGUGAAAUUUUCUGUUCGUUUCUGCUUUUUGGCUCAUAAGUUGGAUAUUUCAUCUGGAGUGGAUAAGUACAACAGUUACAGUACAUGGAAUAAUAAAGAAGAUUUUGAUCUUAAAUCCGAGGAACUUGGCUAAUUCUGGAGAUAGCCAUAUGAAAACUUUAAAACAGAAGUAUGGGUAGCUGACUUGAAAUAACUCUAUGUCAAAUAGUCAUAGGUUAAGCAUCUUCAAAGAACUUGGAUAUUUCAGAGGAUACAAAAUAAAAAAACAAACUGGAAAACAUAAAGAUUACAGAGAAAGAACCAACACCUUCGUGGGCAGUCCUGUUGGAAUUUGGACUUGCCAUGAGGUGUUGAAGCCUUGUUUCACUGAGUUGGAGAGACUGGACCUAAAUGGCGCAGCAUGACUUUGCUCCAGCCUGGCUUAAUUUUCCUACUCCACCAUCAUCAACAAAGUCAUCAUUGAAUUUUGAGAAGCAUUCUGAAAAUUUUUCAUGGACGGAAAAUCGUUAUGAUGUGAAUCGUCGAAGACACAAUUCUUCAGAUGGCUUUGAUUCUGGUAUUGGACGUUCUAAUGGAGGUAAUUUUGGAAGGAAAGAAAAAAGUGGAUGGCGUACGCAUGGCAGAAAUGGUACUGAAAACAUAAAUCAUCGAGGAGGAUACCAUGGUGGAAAUUCCCGUUCUCGUAGCAGUAUUUUCCAUUCUGGAAAAAACCAAGGUCUACAUGAAAACAACAUACCUGACAAUGAAACCGGAAGGAAAGAAGAUAAAAGAGAACGCAAACAGUUUGAGGCUGAGGAUUUUCCAUCUUUAAAUCCUGAAUACGAGAGAGAACCAAAUCAGAAUAAAUCAUUAGCUGCAGGUGUAUGGGGCCUACACGCCCAGACACACACAUACCCAACCAAAAAAAUCUCCCAAGCUCCUCUCUUAGAAUAUCCUCCGAAUCCUAAAUCUAGAGCUCCAAGGAUGCUGGUCAUUAAGAAAGGUAAUACAAAAGACUUACAGCUAUCUGGAUUCCCUGUAGUAGGAAAUCUUCAGUCACAGCCAGUUAAGAAUGGAACUGGUCCGAGUGUUUAUAAAGGCUUAGUCCCUAAACCUGCUGCUCCACCUACAAAACCUACACAGUGGAAAAGCCAAACUAAAGAAAAUAAGGUUGGGACUUCUUUCCCUCAUGAAUCUUCAUAUGGUGUUGGCAACUUUAAUGCUUUUAAAUCAACUGCCAAGAAUUUUAGUCCAUCACCAAAUUCAGUGAAAGAGGUAAUGUCAUUAAAAAUCAUUGAGGAAUGCAUUUGCCAUCAUGCCCAGCUGCUCAGUCGUGAUAAUUUGAUAGCUGAUGUCCUCUUUUUGCUAACUUGUUUGUAUUCUGAAAAAGAUGAAGACUCAUUUAAUUUGCAUAACAGCAAUAGUACUCACCAAGAAAGGGAUAUAAACAGAAACUUUGAUGAAAAUGAAAUUCCACAAGAGAAUGGCAAUGCCUCAGUGAUUUCCCAACAGAUCAUUCGGUCUUCAACCUUCCCACAAACUGAUGUUCUUUCCAGUUCACUUGAGGCAGAACACAGAUUGUUAAAGGAAAUGGGCUGGCAGGAAGACAGUGAAAAUGAUGAAACAUGUGCUCCCUUAACUGAGGAUGAAAUGAGAGAAUUCCAAGUUAUUAGUGAACAGUUGCAGAAGAAUGGUCUGAGAAAAAAUGGUAUUUUGAAAAAUGGCCUGAUCUGUGACUUCAAGUUUGAACCCUGGGAAAACAGCACUUUCAAACCCACAAUUGAGAAUGAUGACACAGAGACAAGUAGCAGUGACACAUCAGAUGAUGAUGAUGUGUGAAGGAUUUCCUAACAGCUUUAGAAUUUUUAGUGUGAUACAUCUCUCAUACAGUUUGGGGUGAAUUGUAAAAAUGAAGAACUAUAAUUUAUGUAGUGAAAUACCCCAUUAGAAGAUGAUUUUUKKGGGGGACUUCAAUAUGAAGAAAACCAAGAAUGUUUUKUUGRGCUGGGUUGAACAUUAUUUCUUUGUAAAUGAAUGUUGUAGAAAUGAGGACUUUGGUUGAUCCAACAUUGACUUUCUUCAUCACUGCAGCAUUUCUCUGACUAGCAAUGUGACGAUGUAACAAAUGAGAUUUUCUCAUUUAAUAAUAAAAAAUUGUGUAAUGUUUUGCAAAGCUUCUGUCUUAAAAUGUCCAGGUCUUAAGGGAAAAAAAGGCAGCCUACACUGUUUUGCUUGCAGAGUCAUAUCUUUUUCAUAUAGUGGAAAUCUUCAAGUCUGCUUUGUGCGCCUCCCCACCCCACCCCACCCCCAAACAAAACAAAACAAAAAAGCGAAAAGGAAAAUGUAGCAUGUUGGCUGAAAACUGGUGCAAAGUGCACUAAAACAUUAAUUUCCUGAACUCGGCUGUUGUACUUGUCACCUUUUAAAACAAAUUGCUCUUUAGCCAUUUGUAGUGCAGUAAGUGUUACAGGAGAGACUCGCCACAUUUUCUUCCAAAUUUUAAGAGAUGUUUUUCAAGAGCUUUAUUUGGGUUAUGUUGUCAGAGCAGGAUUUUCAGACUUGGUGGAAAAGACUCUUGGGAAAACYUAUUUUGAUAAAUUAUUACACAUGCAGAAAAACUGAUCAAACUGACUGGAUCUGUCCACAACAUGGAAAAUAAACUGGAUUUUCAGAAUAUUGCUCUCUGUAGUGUUCAAGGUAUUGGUCUAUAACACAACWUGCUUUUGUUCACUUCUGAAAGUUAUACUCUCUUCAUUAAAAAUGGUGGUUAUUUUCUGAGGUUAGAAAAUCAAAAUAAGUCUUCAAUAUUGUAUACACAGGUUUAUUAAAUGAAUUGUGACUUUCCAUUUUCA